AAAUCUCCCAUCCCAAAUCGCUCCCCAGAUGUAAACGAGAAGCUCCACCAUGCAUUGCCAAGCCGCAGCGACCUCCUUCGCCCCAAAUUUACCAUUCUGCCACCCGGCCGAAUCCCCCUCUCGUCGCUUCAGUAGAUUCCAUUUUCGACGGCCAAACCCCCUUUCUUCUGCAAAUCUUUACCUCCUCCGAUCUCCUUCGUCUCCCCGUCUCGCACACCGUCGACCCGUCCGGUUAUCCUCCGCGGUCGCGUCCAUGGCAGAGACGAAGCCCUUUUCCGUGCUCUUCGUUUGCCUCGGGAACAUCUGCCGUAGCCCCGCCGCGGAGGCUGUGUUCACCGAUAGCGUGCGGAAGCGUGGAGCGGAGUCCAAGUUCAAGAUCGACUCCGCCGGCACCAUCGGUUACCAUGAGGGGGACCCGGCGGAUUCGCGGAUGAGGUCUGCGGCGAAGAGACGGGGGAUCGAGGUCACCUCCAUCUCGAGGCCGUUAAGACCCUCGGAUUUCAGGGAGUUCGAUCUCAUAUUGGCCAUGGACAUGCAAAAUAGAGAGGACAUAAUGAGUGCUUAUGAGAGAUGGAGAUUUAAAGAGCCUCUUCCAGAGGAUGCUCCGAAGAAGGCUCUUUGUACUUUGACAUCCAACCUGCUUCCCUUUCAUGAACAUUGCAUCAACGACCUGGAUAUUGAUGGGCAGAGCAGAAAAUUAUUCCAUUCCGAAAAUUGAAUUUAACUAGCACUGUCUUGGAUGAUAUUGGAGCCAUCACUUUCUUAAUAUCGGUUGUGCAUAUAAGCAGAUGCCAAUCAUGCCAAUGAGCAUCUACUAUGUCAGAAACUUUAGUGCUUUAUCUAAGCUGGAACUAGCAUGAAUAGACGAUGAAGAUUAACUUAGCACAAAGUUAAUUUUCUAUGCCAUGGUUGCUUAAUUAUCUUUGGUGGAAAUGGUUUUGCCUUACCUUGGAUGAAGAGACAUGCAAUCUGUGCACAACCUCAGUAGGACAAACAUUUAAUUUUCUUCAUAGAACAUGUUUGUCUGUUGUCAU
Molecule: messenger RNA, 1034 nt
Organism: Musa acuminata AAA Group (dessert banana)
Lineage: Eukaryota; Viridiplantae; Streptophyta; Magnoliopsida; Zingiberales; Musaceae
Exons: 5
Coding region: 50-718 (222 amino acids)
Biological process (GO): protein dephosphorylation
Molecular function (GO): protein tyrosine phosphatase activity
Source: RefSeq, a predicted model, not a curated record